This is a messenger RNA of Mobula hypostoma (lesser devil ray), 5307 nucleotides long. RefSeq lists its product as uncharacterized. The transcript has 7 exons. Bases 1550 to 2398 code for a protein of 282 amino acids. The record is from RefSeq and is a predicted model, not a curated record. Lineage: Eukaryota; Metazoa; Chordata; Chondrichthyes; Myliobatiformes; Myliobatidae.
ACAGUGUAAGUGUAACCACUCAAUAUUCAACACAAGUCACACCCCCGAGUCCACCGAUUAUUUUAUUGUUACCGACGCUGGCGAAAUGUAGUCUUGUUUAGCAGGGGUUGGACAUUUUAUUUGCAAGAUGAAAUUUUGAAGAGAGAAGGUCGGAGAACGUACUUUGGUCCAGAAUUUACAAUCAGCUGAAUGCGUUUCUGAAAAUAAUUAGAUAGCACGAAGAAUAUUAAAACAAAGCAGAAGCGUCGGGUUUUCGUUCAGAAGGUAGACAAAUCUAUCUUCGCUUUCCUGACAAAGCCCGGGGUACUUCGAGAAGUCGGUCCUGUAAAAGGCACAGUUAGAUAAGUAACCACCGCUGGACCCGUCGGAUAGAAUUCAAUUCGCUGCAAAGCUCCUGUCGGUGGGAACUAGCGGUUCUACUUUGUGCAGCAACGACAUUGUUUCGCGGAUUGUUGCCGAACAGAACUGCAACAUUUAUCAAUCUAAAACCUAAAGGCGAAGCUUCUCGGGGACCAUGUUAAUGAAAGGCGAGGUCCCCAGGGAGCUCUUUUUUGUUAAAAAGUGCGCUGAGUUUUACGGCUGGUUAACAUGUAAAACAUAUACAGUACGCUCUAUGGUUGUACACGUUUCCUUCUCCGUCUCAAUCAAGGUUCCCAUUUUAGAGAAUUAUUUACUUUACAAAGUGGGUUAGCAAAAUUAUCUGUAUCUCUUAAAUUUUACUCCUUCAACACAUAAAGCUCAUUUCUAUGCAGGAAAACACCACAGCUGAGCAAUAUAAUGUUUUGGCAAUUGCAUUCUUGAUAAUGAGACGAUAAGAGCGAGUUGUCCAUGAGUUCAAGAUGAGUAAGGAUGUAUCCAGAUUCACCAUCGCUCAAUGUUCAGAACCUUCGUGCGUGUUGUAUUUGAAUCCUGUUGUUAUUGGUAUUCUUUGCUGGGACAAUUUACCUCAAUUGGUGAAAGUUUCCUGUGGCAAAAGGUUUACAACCACCGACAACUUUCUUUAGUCCGCCUUUCACUCUUUGCUUGGAGUAAUCUCAUGAGAGAUAUCACAGUGACAUCCUUCAUUUUAAUUUAUGCGAGAUACGUUUGAAAUAACAAAAAUGACAAUUAUUGUUCCUUCCCGCUGCGGGGGAUGCUCGAAUAUCUAAAUAUUUCACACAAAUUGUGGUCUUUAUAUUCGAGUAUGAGCAAACUAAAGGAGACAAAAGAUUGUUAUCGAACCCACCCACUCCCCUUAAAAACUUAUCUUCCGAUUUAAAAUCACGACCACCAUGAUACGUGCCGAGUGAUGGAGAGUUUGGUGAACGCGGGUCAUUUUCCGCAAUGGACAUCGGUAUCAGCCUACAACCGAUCCCUCGCUUGGGCUCUUCAGUUCAUCCCCUCGUGUGAAACGGGAAACGGUGGAAUUUUAUGGAUGUAAUGUUAAAUAAGUCUCCCAGAAAAUGUGUAUAAGAACAGUAAAUGAUUAAUUUCCUUUACAUGCCAACCAACACAAGUAUGGAAAAGAGAGGCCUCACACUAUAAAGUGAUUUGGUGCUUCGUUGUGAAGAUGUUUGCAGUGCUCUCAGCGCUCCAUUUUCUCACACUCUGUGGCUCAGAAAUCUCAGCCCAACCCGAUACAACCAUUAAUGCCAUCGUUGGACAAGAUGUUCAUUUCCCUGUGGAGAAUCAGUGCGAAGAUCAAUUUGUAGUAACAUUUCAGUUACUAUCCCCGGUUGAUGCAGUUCUUGCCUCGCGGGGAAUGAACUUGUCUGGGACACAGCACCCGCUGUACAAGGACAGACUGUACUGGAGCGCGAAUGGUUCCCCGGUGCUGUCCAAAGUGCAGGUUAAUGAAAGUAAACGAUAUGCGACCCAAAUCGACUGCUACCACGAGUCCUCAAUGACCACAGCGAAACAGAUCUACGACUUGCGCGUGUUCGAACCAGUUUUGAAGCCGGUGAUAACACCAAUUUGGAAAUGUCCAUCUCCAAAUAUUACUCUGAGCUGCUCUGUCUCCAAUAGAGCAAAUGUUACAUUCCACUGGGAAAUUCUAUUCCUGUCUGAAAGCACCAACAGAACAGAACAUGGGCCGGAACUGGUGGUGAACCAUGAGAAUGAGUGGAAACAAUACACAUUCAGGUGCAUAGUGAAGAACAGAGUCAGUAAUGCAAGUAAUGAUCUAACUAUCACAGAGUUGUGCAAUCAAAAUAAUUUUGCACGUGACCUCCUCAUUUACAUAUCUGCAGCAACUUUGCUGUUAAUUUUUCUUUUAAUUGGACGUAACUACCGAAAAAUAAAGCAGUAUGCCCAUGAUAAACAAUGCAAGAGGGAGAAAAAAAGGCCUGGAGAGAAAGUGUUUUUUCUUCAAGAUGGAAUUAUUGAACCCACAUAUAUUGAUACUUUCGUUUCACGCUAAAAGCAGCCCAUUAACUGGACAGUCAUUCUUGUACUGUUUGCCACCAAUUGAAAACUGGAAGAAAAUGAGUGAACCUCGACUGCUGCAGAAUGAGGAUCAGUUACAGUGACCUUCAACCAACUCUGUAUGACAGUACCCUGGAACAACAAUGAGUUUCAUGGCAUUACCAUUGCCCAACUGAAUGCAAAAAAAAUCAAAGCCUGAAUUCCAAGCAUACAUCUCCACAAGAGGAUGUAUUUGAUGAUUAUAAGAGGCCUGGUACUUUAUAUUUCUGAAAUACAUCAGCUGAAGGAAAUUUGAUUUACUGUGACUAACCUGAGGAUAUUGUUUCCAGUUGUAUCAUUCUGUACAGUGUCUCCAGCUAAAUGUUCAUGCGCAUUUGUCAGUUAGGGUGAAAUUAACUUUUCUGCAUUGCAUAACUGUAGAUUAAGACUGAGAAUGGGGCACAAAACUGGAAUUUAUGAUUGCCAAUUUUAAUGAAAAUUUUCAUCCACCAACCCCUUACUGUCACUUUUGCAUGUUGAUCGACCCCCAUGAGGCUGAACAUUGUAAAAAGCACUGUGACAUGCUGCAGAUAAUGUGAUCAAUAACAAAAAGUGUUGAUGAGUUGAGUGGAUGUUUGGUUUCUAAGGUCACCUGGACUACCCUCCUUUCAUUAAAAGUAGAUGGCAAGAGUGAGGAUGUGUGCCUGAAUUUCCUCGUCACAAUGCGUUAGAAUUUCAAGAGAGAAUUUCAAGAAUUUCAUCUAUCUCCAUGUCCAUUUCUUUACUUCCAACAGAAUAUGAUCUAUUUGAGUUCUUGUCAGGCAUGGCAGCAAGUCUGAACCAACAGGUACUGACUGACCAUGAAAACCAGGAGAAAAAGAAAAUCGAGUCAGUCCAUAGUGGGAUUUGUUAUCUUUUAUCAGUGAGACAAAUCAUAAUUACUGUCAAAUAACUUCCCUGGCAAUAGACCUUUAAUUGUAAAAGUAAGGUCUCAUACUUUCAAAGUAUAAAUAUUACUGAGUUUUGCAGUUUAAAAACUUUGAUGUUUAUGUUGUUUCACCUUACAUUGGGUGAUACAGGUCAGAGGCAAUUAUGCUUGUAUUAGAAUGAUAUUGUGUCAGAUGUGAUUGUUAAUCAUUCAGCCUAUAUCUGGAUAUCAUCUAUGCAGAUGCUGGAAUAAACUAUUAUUGCCUCGAGCUGUGAUAACAUAUUUACUUUCACAGUUUUGUUCCAUUACCAAUAGAUUAGCAAGUGAAUCCUCUUUCUGCUUCAUCCAGAACAAUUCACCAGGCCUCCAGACCUGUGCCAAAGUUUCUGUUGAAUUGGAAAUGACAUCCUGUGGGCUAAGUUAACCAUUUUUUUUCCCCCAGACAUAAAAGUAUCAGCUUUAGUGAGUAAUUCCUGAUAAAGAAAAUAUUAGGAUUCUCUCUAUCAAAUAAGUGGAAUUGCCUGUCACUUUUACACCAUAAUCCACCAAAGGCCUUGCAACACAAUGUCCUGGCACAUUCUACUGUAGGGGGAAAAUAUCUAAAGUCUCAUGAUAACAUAAUUAGGAAUUCCAUUGAAAUGCUAUGAACAAAUGGAAACAUUUUGAUCUUUUUCAGAAAAUGAUUUUUAGAUUUAUGUAAAACUAAAUACAUCUCAAAUCUUAUGUUAUAAAACUCCAAAAUCAAAAGCCUUCCUACGCAUGGUGUCCACAGACAGAAAGCAGGAGGGAGGCCUGUUCAUUCAAUGUCCUUUUAACAGCUGAAUGGGAAACAUGUCACUUGAGAAAUUGGGCAGUGGGGUUGUAUAACAGAGAAUGGCUGGAAACACAGAUACUAGUCUCUCAGUGAGAUAUGCUUUUUUUCCCCAGCAACAUUGCUGUGGUCUUCAUCUGAUGUUUUUGAAUGCAACGGGGAUUGGUGCUCUUACUCAAAUCAGCCCAGAGAAAAAUAAGUGUUAAUAGCUAACUGGGUGAGGCAAGGAGAUAGUACAAGUGAAGAUAUUCCUAGCCAUGGAGAUAUAACAAGCAUUCUUUGAUGUAAGUAAAUUUCUUAAAUGAAACUGGCAAGCUGGGGCACUUUAAAGAAAAGGCAGCUGAAAAAUACUUUAGCCCAGAAUAUUUGACAAUGUAAAACAUAUUAGAAAAUAAUAUAAAAAGCAAGAAAAUAAUUAAACAUAGUGAUAUCUAUCCUUUCAUUUUGGCAGAAUGCAGAAAUUUCCUCUACCAAAGUGCAUGACCAUACAUUUCGUGACACUGUAUUCUGUGUGCCAAUUCUUUGUCCAUUCUCCUAAUCUGUUCCAGUCCUCCUGUAGCCUCUCAAUUUCUUCAAAACUACCGGCCCCUCAACCUAUCUUCAUAUCAUUCACAAACCUGGCCACAAAGUGAUCAGUUUCAUCAUCCAAGUCACUGACAUAUAACGUAGAAAGAAUCAGUCCCAGAACAGACCCCUGUGGAACACCACUAGUCACUGGCAGCCAACCAGAAAAGGCUCCAUUUAUUUGCACUCCUUGCAGCCUGCCAAUCAGUCACUGUUUUAUCCAUGCUAGUAUCUUACCUGUGUUAGAGUGAUUUUUGGGUUUAACACAUUUACAUUUAGCAAAUGACUUCAGCCACCAGUCUUCAUAUCUAAAUAUGUAUUGUGGAUUUGAUCUUAAUGCAGUUCUAAACAAUAGGUUCACAGACCAGGCAGACCAGGAAACAGGCACUUAGCUGAUUGUCUGCAUAUGCAUGAGUCCUAUCAACAUUCCAACACAUGGAUGCGCUUUUUUUGGGUGUGAUGGUGUGAAGAUUGUAAAUAUGAAUUUGUUUGAAUUGUCCUGAAUUUUUUUUUUACGUUAGCACAUAAAGUGUGCAUUGUACUGGCAUAGGUAGAGCUUUCCAUCAAAAGCAUUUCCAUACGAUGCCUGCUGUACCUUGUUUUGUCAAAUAAAAAAUCUGCU